Molecule: messenger RNA, 2359 nt
Organism: Exaiptasia diaphana
Lineage: Eukaryota; Metazoa; Cnidaria; Anthozoa; Actiniaria; Aiptasiidae
Product: adenosine receptor A2b-like
Exons: 1
Coding region: 232-1173 (313 amino acids)
Biological process (GO): G protein-coupled receptor signaling pathway
Cellular component (GO): membrane
Molecular function (GO): G protein-coupled receptor activity
Source: RefSeq, a predicted model, not a curated record
UUGAUAUCGUAUAUACUUAUUCAUCCAUAAACUUUGGUGUAUAAUGGACCGACUUAUUACAGUACUUUGACGAUGAGGAAGAAAAAGUCUUGAUCUAUCAAUGGUAAGGUAAACUUGAAACUUGGCAAUUAAAUUUAUUGCCAAGAAAGUGCACAAAAAGCCUUUUUCAGUUGGACAACACGUAUCGUUAAUUACGCCCGCUUCGAAUCGAAAUUCUACGCCAAUUCGAAAAUGAAUAAUACUUCAGUAAUGCCUGACUGUCAGCUAACGCUAAGGACMUAUCUAAUACAGCAAGAUCGUUCGUCUCACUACGAAAACUUCCUCGUCUUUUCCAUCGUCCUAAACAGCAUCAUAGCUGUUGUAGCCUCUACAAGYAACGCCAUUGUCAUUUACACAAUAUCAACGAAUCCCUCGCUAAGAAACCCUUCGAAUAUUCUAAUCCUCAGCCUAGCGUCGUCUGACCUUGGAGUCAGUGUUCUAUCCCAGUCAUUCUAUUGCCUUCUUCUUGUGGCUGAACUCAAGCGCAACAUGGUACUCAUUUGCCAUGCGUCGACUGGCAAUUUUGUAACCGUAUGGGCCUUUGUCUUUAUYUCCUGUCUAACUCUUGURCUUAUUUCSGCGGAUCGYUAUCUAGCGCUUCGUCUACAUUUAAGAUACAAAGAAUUGAUCACAACUCGUCGGUACAUCGUAGUGCUUAUCAUGAUUUGGGUUUCAGGCUUUGGAGUUGGCGCUCUGAGAAACUACGCACCUUCAGUGCACGGACUGGUCAACAUUGCUUUUGGAAUUUUUGCUGCUGGUUUCGUUUUCCUGGUAAUGGUAAAUGCAUUUUUCAUUGCGAAAAUUGGAAGACUUAUUCGUAGACAUUCCAAGCAGAUUCGAGCUCAAAAAGUUAAUAUGCCUCAUGGACAACGCCUUAAAAGAUCUGUGUAUACCAUCUACUAUGUGAUCGGGUCGUUUGUCUUAUGUUACGUUCCUUACUUUGUUCUGUUAGCAAUCUCAAGGAUAUCUGAACUCAAACGUUCAGAGAAAGUGGCUUAUUACUAUACCAUGGCAGAGACCAUUGUGAUGUUAAAUGGUGUCCUCAAUCCAGUGAUUUAUUGCUGGAGAAUCGGAGAGCUUCGUCAGGCUGCGCUUCAAACUUUAAAGAAGUUGUACAGCUGCAGAAACUUAUAGAGAGAUUGAAUUAAGCGCAUGAGGACGGGAAAGUCGAAAAAGUAAUUUCUACCUCAAAGCUGUAAAGAUUGUGAGAAAAAAAGUUAUAAAAACGAAAGCUAGAUGAGCAGCACACGGUUCUUCAGCAUUACAGUAGACUGAAACAGAUUGAAUUUAGUAAUAAAUAUAUGUGAAAUACCAGGGGCGUGUUGAGGGGGAGAUCCUGCUUUGUUUUAAGGUUUCAAGACGUCUGUGAAGAAGUCGGCGAUUGACUGCAAAAUUGCAGACACACCAGUAUUGUUUUCGAUUACACCGAAAAUUGUCUGGCUUCGUGACCGUGCUGUGUUGUGACUUUUGCACAGCCAUGCAGCCUACUCUUUUGUCGGGCUUCCUGUCCAUUUUUUUCGAAAUUCAGAUUCAAUCACCUUUAAGAAAGCCCAAAUAUUUUUUGAAGCUUAUUAACGAAGAAAUUCCAAUACCACUAUUGCAACCAUGGCAAACUAUUAAAAUUCAUAUUAUGAGAUCAAAUUAAGCAAAAGUAACAUAGGAGCCACACUAUACAGGGAUGAUAAGAUGGAAGCCCGAGUUAAGGUGAAUUAAAAAAUUGUAUCAAAUUAAGAAGGAGAAGAAGAGGAUCGCUGGAAACGUAAUAUAGAGUCGAAUUCAAAAAACAUAACACAAAACUUUAUUUUGACAUCCUCUUUCAUACAAAAGCAUUGGCGUGGAAGAACGUUGUUUAUCCAUGUAAUUAAAUUUUAUUCUAAAACUGAAGCGAAUUAAAUUGAAAGGUAUGCGGGAAUUAGCUUAGUGAAAAUGAAGACAGAUUUGAUCACAUCUUCUCGAGGAUAUGAUCAUUAUCGUCGAAUUGUCAUUGAAAUACAAGAAUACAUUAUUAGUUUACAGCAUGGUAUACUUAAUUUACUGUUCCCUUUUUUAUUAAAAAUUAUUCCAUUGUUUUAUUUUUCACUAACGAAUAAUUACAAACGUAUGAUAUCUAAAGCGCGUCGSCGCUCAAAAUUUGAUGAAAUCAGACGCGAGCACUACAAGAAGCGUAGAUGCGAAAGCGUUGUGGAUUAACAAACGUAGAUGUAGAUAAGUCAAGUCAUAAGAAGGACAAGCAAACUUUAUCCAAAACCUCUUAAAAAUAGCAACUAGAAAGCAAAAUAAUAUAUUAUAYACGUAAUAAAGCACUUUUUGUGAUUAUAAA